Molecule: messenger RNA, 792 nt
Organism: Lagopus muta (rock ptarmigan)
Lineage: Eukaryota; Metazoa; Chordata; Aves; Galliformes; Phasianidae
Gene: CDX4
Product: caudal type homeobox 4
Exons: 3
Coding region: 1-792 (263 amino acids)
Biological process (GO): regulation of transcription by RNA polymerase II; anterior/posterior axis specification; animal organ morphogenesis
Cellular component (GO): nucleus
Molecular function (GO): DNA-binding transcription factor activity, RNA polymerase II-specific; RNA polymerase II transcription regulatory region sequence-specific DNA binding
Source: RefSeq, a predicted model, not a curated record
AUGUACGUGAGCUCUCUCCUGGAUAAAGAGACCAGCAUGUAUCCAGGACCCGCAAGGUGCAGCAACAACAACCUGCCAGUGCAGAACUUUGUGCCCGCUCCCCCCUACUCAGACUACAUGGGGUACCACCACGUGCCAGCUCCAGACGGCCACGGACAGCCCGCGGGAGCCUGGGGACCCCACUACGGCCCCCAGAGGGAGGACUGGAACUCUUACGGCCCGUGCCCGGGGCCCUCCGGCACGGCUGCUGCCGCGCAGCUCAGCGCCUCGUCUCCUGGGCAGGGCUCCUACAGCCCAGCUGAGUACAGCUCCCUGCAUCCCGCCGCAGCCGGGGGGUUACCUCCUGCAGGUACCGGUGGCACACAGCAGGGCUCCCCCACCAGCCAAAGGCACAGCUCUUACGAAUGGAUGAGGAAAACGGUGCAAGCUAACACUACUGGUAAAACAAGAACAAAAGAGAAGUACCGGGUUGUUUACACAGACCAUCAGAGACUAGAACUGGAGAAGGAAUUUCACUGCAACAGAUACAUUACAAUAAGGAGAAAGUCAGAACUCGCAGCAAACCUUGGACUAUCUGAAAGACAGGUAAAAAUCUGGUUCCAGAAUCGCCGAGCCAAAGAAAGAAAAAUAAUCAAGAAGAAAAUCUCUCAAUUUGAUGGCAGUGGGGGCUCAGCUCAGAGUGACUCCAGUUCACUCAGCCCAAAUGAAAUAACAAGUUCCUUGUUCCCACCACCACACGGAAUAAAUGUAUUACAGUCUACUGACAUCCAUCAGGUCAUAGUUUCAGAAUGA